AGUGGUGAGCAUCAUCACAGCUCUUUGUAUGCGCGGCAGUGCACAACUGCAGCCGAAACCGCUCUCUCUUACAGCAUCAUUAUGAGUAAAAGACGAAAAGUUGGAGAUUGAUGAGAAAUCGCUCGGUCGCGCCGCGCCACUCCCUAAAAUGAACGGAGCCAGCGCAAGUAAGCGCACGAGGAACCCCUGUGCAUAUUUUGAUGGACAUUUUCCGGAUGCGUGCAUCUUGAAAACAACUUGGGAAGAUCUCUGAAUUGAGUCGAGACAACACUCCUGCUGUUGCAGAAAACGUCACAUCUUAUGAGGACACAGGGGGCGUCAGAUUUUGCUGACCUUAGCAUCUUUGGACCUUUGCAAUGGGAUGCUCUUUGAAAAUAACGCCUUAGGGGUGUCCCCAUUUCUUUGAGACAUGCAGCUGUAUGUUAUCCAGUCGUCCUGAAGGCUGCGACGCGUUUGGCUCUGGCGCACUGGCGCAGCGGGCAGGUGGAGGACCGGGAUCAUUGCGGUACCUGUAAUGAACGCCAGCUGAAAGACUCAAGUGACCCUGGAAACGAGACGUUUGGUCACGUCUGCUGAUGUCACGUCAACAAAACGAUCUGGAAAAUGAUUUUCCUGGCGCUUUGAGGAGUCGUUCUUGCAGUGUUUCCUGGGUUCAAGUGCAUAUGAGAGGUGUCAUCGAGUGAGAAGAAACCCACAAUUUCCUUACUUUUCCCCACAAAGUUUUCCAGAGGCCCCAUCGUAGCAUCCUGACCACAAAUUGCAGGUUGCAUUCGUUCACAGCAUGACUGUUGCCACGGCCGACCCAGUCGAUGAAGCCGCAGCUCUUCCGGGUCAGCCACAGGACACGUAUGACCCGGAAACGGACCAUGAGUGUUGCGAAAGGGUGGUCAUUAACAUCUCCGGCCUGCGCUUUGAGACGCAGCUCAAAACUCUCUCUCAGUUCCCAGAGACGCUGCUCGGGGACCCCAAAAAGCGAAUGCGCUAUUUUGACCCUCUGAGGAACGAGUACUUUUUUGACAGGAACCGCCCAAGUUUCGAUGCCAUUCUCUACUACUACCAAUCGGGCGGCAGGCUGCGAAGGCCCGUCAAUGUGACUUUGGAUAUUUUUUCAGAGGAGAUACGUUUUUACGAGCUUGGGGAGGAAGCUAUUGAGAUAUUUAGAGAGGAUGAAGGAUUUAUCAAGGAGGAGGAAAAGCUACUGCCAGAAAAUGAGUUUCAGAGGCAGGUCUGGCUGCUGUUCGAGUACCCUGAAAGUUCAGGGCCCGCCAGGAUUAUCGCCAUCAUUUCAGUCAUGGUCAUUCUAAUAUCUAUAGUCAGCUUUUGCCUGGAGACGCUUCCCAUUUUUCGCAAUGAGGAAAUGGAGAUGCAAAAAGCUUACACAAGCAAUUCCAACUCAACAAUUUACUACACCUCCACCUACUUUACUGACCCUUUCUUCAUCCUGGAAACCCUUUGCAUCAUUUGGUUCUCCUUUGAGUUCUUGGUGCGGUUCUUUGCGUGUCCCAGUAAAGCAGGCUUCUUUGUCAAUAUAAUGAACAUCAUUGAUAUUGUGGCUAUAAUACCUUACUUUAUCACCUUGGGCACUGAGCUAGCGGAGAAGCCAGAGGACGGUCAACAAGGACAGCAAGCCAUGUCACUUGCCAUAUUGAGGGUCAUCAGAUUAGUACGAGUCUUCAGGAUCUUCAAACUUUCUCGGCACUCGAAAGGCCUGCAAAUCCUCGGCCAAACGCUCAAGGCCAGCAUGAGGGAGCUUGGGCUGCUCAUCUUCUUUCUCUUCAUCGGAGUCAUCCUGUUUUCUAGUGCCGUCUACUUUGCAGAAGCAGACGAGCCAGACUCGCAGUUUGUAAGCAUCCCUGAUGCCUUCUGGUGGGCAGUCGUAUCCAUGACGACAGUGGGGUACGGUGACAUGGUUCCAACUACCAUUGGGGGGAAAAUCGUAGGAUCCCUGUGCGCUAUCGCCGGUGUGUUGACCAUCGCCUUGCCCGUGCCCGUCAUAGUCUCAAACUUCAACUACUUCUACCACAGAGAGACUGAAGGUGAAGAGCAGGCGCAGUACCUCAAUGUGACCAGCGUCCCUAAGAUAGAUUCCUCAGAGGACCUGAAAAAGAGCCGCAGUGGGUCAACCAUGAGCAAAUCCGACUACAUGGAAAUCCAAGAGGUCGUUAACAACAGCACUGAGGAUUUCCGAGAGGAGAACAUCAAGACCGGCAACUGCACCCUUACCAACACCAACUACGUUAACAUCACCAAAAUGCUUACAGAUGUGUAACUUCGAACUGCCUUUCCAUAGGAGGUAGAAAGAAGAGCUUUGAGUAGGGAAUUACACACCCUAGUUUUGAAGGCUUCAGAGGCCCAACUCGAGUGUUUCAAGACAGGAGAACUGAAAGAAGUCAGUUUGAGUGAAGGAUCAAUGACGAAGACCGGUUCAUCAUUCCAUCCCAUUUCCUUCUCGCUCCUCCCCCAGUUGUGGAUAACUUGACUGGUGGGGGGCGUUGUUCUGCAUCCCUGUGUUCAGUGUCUGCAUGGAGUCUGUCUUAUCUGUGUGACUGUUCCAGUGGUUGUUCUGCUUGCAACAGUAGCCAAACAGUAGCCUAACCAAUAGAUACAAGCGUAGCAUAGAGGUACCAAUUCCUGACGCCCAUUCCUCCAUUCACUGCCAACCUAAGUGUAGUACAACCUGAGUUUGUAUCUGGUCAAAACAGCAAUUUUGUCACUCCACUUGAUCAGUGGCAUAUAAAAUGAGAACAUGUACUCAAGAGGAAUAACAAAGGAGGAUGUAUUUCUCUGCGAAAGCACACACUUUGCCUGUCCUGCCAGCAACAAAAGCAUAUUGUGUGCGGUACCUAUAGACAUUUUACAUUCCAUCUUGUGACGGAGAAAUAGAUGCACGACCAACCUCGGAGGCCUGGAAUGGCCACUACAAGGCCUGUUUUCUGUAUGACAUCUCUUUCUCUGCCAGCGUGCUAAGAUAUCUCUAUGUGUUCCAUGUCAGAGUUAACCGACCUAGACGUGGUUUCCAACUUCUUCGUUCCACUGUGCCGCAUGACCAGCUUUCCUCCAUUGUGUAAUUUUUCCCGUCACUUCCUAUUCCCAGCAUCGUAAGACUUCAUAGCAUUCCAUGUGUAUGAGAAAGGAUCUAACCCUACAAGCACUGAUGUGGGUUGCAGGAGUGUAGAUAUUUUUACUGAGACAUAGCAGCCAACAACAGCAAAACACUAGCUCACUAAGUCAGGUCACCAAAGAUACAAUUCACUGCCGCUGUUUGAUGCAUUUUUACGUUCGUUUUUACAUUUCAGUGCCAUUUCAUGGUGCAUCCUGCUCGUAAUAUAAUGCUGGAGAAUUUAAAUGAAAGUUGUGUGAAAGUUACGUUUCCUCGAAUAGCUUUUGUAAGUGAUAGGAAAUACUACUACUUCUGUGAUGCAUGUCUGGUACACACUCCUUGUAGCAUGCAUGUAGUAAGAAUAAUGCUUACAUACAAAACUAGUAAUAAGUAUUCAUUUCUUUAUCAAACUAAAUAUUUUUUCUCUGUGAGAUUAACGGUACGUGCAAUAUUAUAAAUGCUUUUUUCUUUUAAGGUAACAUUUUACAAAUGGUUUUUAAUGUUAGUUGGCUAAUACAUUAGUUAGUGGCCACUUUCGGGGUCUAACACCAUGAAGAUUGGUCAAUUCUAUUGGUUCAUGGAUCUGUGGAUAGAGAGCAAGUUGUACCGAUUAUGACGAGUUGUUCAAAGCACCACAUUUAGAUAUGGGAGAGAUCAAAUUUCUAACUAAUGUAGUUUCAACUAAACUCAGUUUCAUUUGUUUAAUCUAAUAAUAUGGGAGUGUAUGUUGUGUAAUGAACUAAAACUAUACUGUAUACUAGGGUGUCACAAUAUACCGGUAUUGGCAAUAACCGUGAUAUACCCCCCAUGAUUAUCAAUAUUAUGUAAAUUCCACACAUACCGUAAUAUCGUAAACUGCCUUAAGAGUCACAAUGGUUGCGAACUCUUUCUCUGUCUCCGUAAAUAUGUGUGAUUCUUUGCCCAAAUAAAAGACAAAACACAAAAUUAAAGAUGAAUUUGACUGGUAGCAUCAUUUAUUAAAAAAUAUAUACGAUUAUAGAUACCGUGAUACAAUUGCAGCCGCAAAGAUUUUUGGAAAUGUCGAUAUCGUGACAGCACUAGUGUAAACUGUCUAUAUUACUUAAGUUCUGCUUAGAGCCCACAAAACCCACAAUUUAUUCUGCGCCUGUCAGCUUUCAAGCCAUACAUAUGGUAGCGUACCCCUUUUUUGUUUCAAAUAUAUACAUAUUUAAAAUGUAUUUUCUGGAAAAAUGGACCAAAAUUUUGAGGCCAUCGCGUUCUGCACAGGAACCUACCAAUUUUGGCCAACAAAUGUUUUCUAGAAGUCCCCUCCCCUCAUGCCAAGCUAGUCUAUUAUUAUUCAGUCAAAAAGCAUGUAUCCUCAUUAAUGGCUAUUCAGGCAUUUUGAGAAAAUAAUUCAAGUUAAAUUUAUACAUUUAUAAUUCUAAUUUCUUAUAGUCGAUCUGUGCCUAUUUUUUCUAAAAGGUGUGAACUAAACUAAUAGACUAAACUAAAAAGAUGACUUUUUAUUAUACUGUAUGCACAGUCAACCUGCCAGUAAUUGUAAUCAUGGACCUCCAUGAUGUCACUUGCUACCAACCAGUAACGGCAAGUAGCAAAUGGUGAUUAGGCAUUGUGUCUUAAAAUAAAAUCAAGUCAUUAACAUUUCUAGCCCCAACUUACUAUUUCUUCAAACAGGAUGUCAGCACAGAAAAGAACAUUGCUUUUGUGAAUUUAUUUAAUCUGGUCUGUAAAGUUUUAUAUAAUAGCAGGAAACUUUGUGGUUCAGGACCUGUGCAGUCAAUACUUGAUCCAUACUGUAAGUAGAAUGGUGAAUGUAAAUAAAAUUAAUGGUAGAUCUCAUCACUUUCUUUGCUGUUAUACUGGCCUAAUAUUAUGGAGAGGUCUAACAUUACUGACUAGAGUACAAUACAUGCAGCGCUGUCAUACCCAAGAAUGUGGUGCUCUGUUCACUCUACCUUUUCCAAAUAUUGCCCAUCCAAGUUACACGAUGCUUACCCUUUCCAGAAAUUCAUUGAGGGUUGAACUUUAGACCCAUGCCCUGCUGACUGCUUUCACCAGCUUAUUGUAGGUGUGUCUCACAGACCAGGAAAAGUGAGUGACAUUACUUUUAAGUUUGGCCUUAAUGGAAGUGCUGCUUUUCCUAACUGUUUCUGCACAUGACACAUUAACUUGUAAGAAUAUGACCACGUCCUUGUAAGUGUUUUUUUUAAAUGAGUUGUUAAAGUCAACAUGAAUCAUCACCCUUAAGCCAUUUUAAACCAGAAUAUUAAAUGAGAAAAAUGUAAGGUGGGAUUUGAUAUAAUUGGGCUGGAAUUGGCCAUUUAUCAUUUUCUGAUAAAAUAUGAUUACAAGUUUUUAUAGGCCUACGUAAUAAGUUGCACUAAUAGUUUGUACACAGUAAGACCAGGAAUCAGCAUUGAGAAAUUUCAUGUUGACUUUAACACUUAUUUGUCAUUUUAAGGCAUCAACUCAUUACAAAACAGUUGGUGCGGCUAAAAUGUUUUCAACUUUUAAAAGUUCCGAAUUAUGUUUUUUCAUGUUCAUCAUUUUAAUACUGCUGCAUCCUGCCUUUUAGGACUACCCAUAUAACAUACAGGACUCUGAGGAUGCUUGUCAACCACCUCAGGAACACAGACUUUAUUAAUGUCUUUGUGCGUGUUGUUGAAUGCAUGCAUCAAAGCCCUUUUGUUAAAGGACGUUCAUACAAAGGAUGGUAUGCAAGCAAUUGGACAAGCCCUUUUUUACUGCCAGGCCAUAAAAUCGUUUUAUCCUAGAGGACGAAGAGAUUCUUAAUAAGAUGUCGGAAAUUUAGUACAAGUUUAUGAGAGAAAUACUUCUAACUGAUGCUCUCAAAAUAUGAUAUUUAAUAGCAUCUCCAUAGCUGCCUCGUUCUGUCUGAAACUGUGAAUAUAUUGUUUUUAAUAUGUUCACUAUGACAGUUGGUAUGUACAUUUGUAAUACUUUCGAGAUUUCCAGUACUUUAACGUCUAUAUACAAACACAGCUUUGUGACGGUACUUUUGAAGAAUUCCGCUGCUUUCAUUGUUGUCUUAACACGAGCUAUAGCUUUAUAAAACGACUCCAUGUUACUCAGUUUCUUAAUAGCGGGAAAUUUACAGCUGCAAUGAUGUCCUUUAUCCAUAUCCAAAUCUAGAUGUAUUGUAGUACUGGUAUACUUCAUAUACGUUAAGCACAAACAGGGAAAAAAACGAACUGUAAUUAUCAUAGAAGCUUUGCCUAUUGAUUACUGAGGUAUAUAUAAAUGUAUCAGCAAUCAAACCAAGCCUUUAUAUAUAAUCAAUAUUUAACUGAAUGUCCUUGCAGACUUUGCUGUUCACACUCAGGCAUGUUUUUGGAUAAAAAAAGGACGAGCUCUCAUUUGCUAUAAACAUGUACAUGCAAUAUGGAUAUACAGUGUAUAUUUUGACAUGGAUGGGUGGACGAAUGAAAAAACAGAUAGUUGAACAGAUCACAUUUAAGAGCAAAAGAGAAUGUGUGAUUCAGAAAAACGAUUUCACUACUUGUUGGGUUAGUGAAUCGAUAGAGAGUGAUCAGCUAGCAAAAGAGCAGCUAUUUCAUGAUGAAAGUUAGGCCUUGUUCACACUGCGCACAAAUCUGAUUUGUUUUUCAAAUCUGAUCUCUUUGACUGACUGAAAACACUCAGUUAAGAGCUGUUCACACCAAAGGCGAUAACUACAAAGCAAUUUAUUUCCAGUUGAUGAACGAUAAAACAUGAACAAUCAAAAUAAAAUUUAAAAUGUGACACUGCAGCAUGCAACCAUAGAAUAAAAACCGUUACAACGUUGUAACAACGUUAUUUCAACAUAUGAGCAUAGUUCAUAUAAGCACAGUUCAAACAUCAUUAUGUCUGUUUGGUGUGGAUGCUAAUACAGUUAGAGUUAUAGUUAUUGUUUUGAGUGUGAACACUCCUUUACACAUAGAAGGUAUUUUUCAAGCAAAUUAUUGUGCCGAUAUUUCGAAAAUGUAUUAAAUGAUAUAAACGCCAAACGCUGUAGAAGCGUUUGAACCCCGCUAUACAAUGAUUGCCAUAACAAUGACUUAAGCAUCAGCACAAAAACAUUUUCCAAAAUAUUUUCUACUGCCACAACCAAGUAGCAUACUGUACUCAUUCAUGCAAAUGUUCUUUAACUUCUCACUUAUUCACUAUUUGUUAAUAACCAAAUGCCACGGUGUUGACUAGGGGGAGAGAGUUCAUUUAAACACAGCUACAGAUAUUACUGUAUCUUACAUACUUUUUUUUGUAUUACUAUUACUAUUGUGUUAAAGAAAAUCUAAUUUGUGCUGUCUGUCUGAACAAGGCCUUAUAAGAUGGCAAACUUAUGAAUGUCCGGUCUGGCUCAUCUGAUCUUUACCUGCAAAGCUCACCUCUCUUCACUAAGGAGAUAUGUUUGAUGGCACAUGCUUACAAAUAAUGAACUGGGAGCUUCAGCAGAUGAGCUGAGGUGUCUGGUGUUGGUCUGCAUCUAUACGUGUAUGUGACAUUAUCCCCACAUUGCCAUCCAGGAGGCCUGAAAAUUCAUUCCUUGUACAAAGCGUUUGUUUUCUAAAGAAAAACUGACAGAGUAAUACAACAUGAGGAACUGAUGAGCAGAUGGAGGACUUGAUACAUUCUCACAAUGGGAUAUAAGAAAUUUAUGCACUUUACACGGACCUCUGGAUGCUAACUUUAAAGACAAUCUUGGAAAGAGAACAAGAGAUGCAUCUUUUCCUUCCAAAAGAUUAUAACUGUAAAGAGAUCUAUGAAUAAUAAUGAUUAUGAGGAUGAGUAUAUUAUAAACUACGAUAAGCUUACAAUGGCUCUUGCUUGUUUCUGCCACUGGAUAUUAAUUAUGUUGGUUGACAUGGAUUAAUUAUUAUGCUAUAUGUUAUAUUAUAAUAUAUUGUAUGAAUUAUAUUAUAUGAUAGAAUAUUAUUCAGUAUGACAAUAUAUACAGUAUAUAUGGCCUAUAUAUAUCAAGCCAUUUGCAAAAUGCCAUUUAGAAAUAAUAUUAAUAAUGAAUCAUAACAAUAUAAUAUUAUUAUUAUGAUGCAUUUUUAUCACAUUUAGCUUUUUAAUAUGUUUCUUUUUUUAAGGGGGGUUGUGUCUGUUUUUUUUUCAAAAUCCUUAAGCAUGGGUUCCCAAACUAUUCAGCCCUCGACCCCCAAAAUAACAGUUCCAGGGACUCGAGACUCCACUAUCCUCGGAGGUGGGUAAAGUAUGCCAACAUUGUGCGUAACUGUGCACAUGCACUUAUUCGGCCUAUCCAAACAAGCGCAUGACAACACCAAAGAACACAGUCUAACAUAAUAUGACUUUACAGUUUUUUACUCAUUAUUUUACUUGUUGUUAUACAUAUACCAUGAACUAUUACUACAGAUUGUCAAAUUUCAUCAAACUGAUUCGAGUGCUGAUGGAUUUCCUCUUUAUGCAAACGACGGCCUGUUUUUGUAGACUACCUGAGGACGAUAGCCUUACUGCAGUGCUUCUCUGCCCUCCUCUGCUGGCCUCCCUGCGUUGGUCGAUAUUAACCAACAUUUCAUUUCGACAAAUACAAAUAUCCUAAACUUUAAGCCUGAAAAAUAAUCUGCGAGCACAUAUGGGAAUGUUUUAAUGUGGUGCUGUAAAUUGACUUGCUACACCUAACCUAAUGUGGUUGCUAAUGUGACGUAAUCACCUCAGGGGUCACGAUUGAGGGGGAGGAAAUUCCAAAGGCUGAUGGCUUAUUUGCAUGGUUUUAUUUUUAACAUAACUAAUAUUUUUAUAUUUUGUUACACUUAUUGAUUAAAUACGCUAUUCCUAAUAAUAAAAAAUGAAUUCUGGAAAUCAUCUGGUGACCCCACCCUCGCGGCCUAGCGACCCCACGGGGGUCCCGACCCCUACUUUGAGAGCCCCUGUCCUAAAGCACAAAAUUUCAUAAAAAUGUACAUGUGGUCUAAUAUACAGUACACUGUAACAAAUUUCUGUAGUUUUUACAGCAUUAUUACUGUAAAAUGAUCAAAUCCUUACUGUAGAACCUGUAUACAGCAGGUUGCUGUAGAUCUGCAAAGCAUUGUGGGAAAUUUUUGAUGGCGGGAAAAUUCUACAGUAAAUAUGUUUAUGUAUGAUCUGUGAAUCGUUAUAGGCUACAGUCAUUUUUAACAGAUUUUUUUUGUCACUACAAAUCUGAAGAGACUCGACAGAUUCAGCAAAGUAUUUUUUUCUAAUUUUUCUAUUUAUUUGUUUCUAUUAUUGUUUAUUUAGCACAGUUUCCUCUUGUCAGGUUAUCUGUGCGUUGUAUGUGAGUGCGCUGGGAGAGAUAGCGAGAGAACAAUACUGACAUGAGCUGGUAUGAUAGCGUGUGCAUAUUAUUACAAAAAUAAACGAUUCGCGCAUAUAAUGAUAUAUUUUCUUAUCUGGCAAGAUUUUAUUGAUAACAUAUUUAGUUUGGCAAAGGAUUCAUGCUGCUGGAUAAAAAAGUAAACCGGAAUUGUGUAACUUAAAGUAAAUAUAUUUAUCCUGUGAAUCAUUAUACAGUAAUUUUUAACGGAUUUUUUAUCAGUACAAAUCUGAAGAGACUUUACAUAUAUUAUUUGUUUUCAUUAUUGUUAAUUUAGCGCAGUUUCCUCUUGUCAAGUUGUCGGUGCGUUGUAUCUUUACGUGUGCUCUGGCUGCUGGGAGAGAUAGCGACAGAACAACAGGCCAGGGAACUUAGCUGGUAAACUAGCGAUUACUACAAAAAUAAACGAUUCGCGCAUAUAAUGAUAUAUUUUCUCAUCUGGCAAGAUUUGAUUGAUAACAUCUUCAGUUUGGCGAAGGAGUAAUGUUGUUGGAUAAAAAUAAUCCGGAACUGUGUCCGUGUGUAUGUUGUGUGUGUUUGUGCGUAGCCAUGUGAAGGAAACGGAUAAGUUACUGAAGUGUGCUGAGCUGAAAGAAAACGCAAUAACAGGUAAGACUUUUAAAGAGUUUUAAUGGUUAAACAUUUCAUAUUCUUUAUAAGAUCUAUUGCAGGGCAAGCUGCAGCAACCCAUGUCUGAGAAUAACGGGGGGUUUGUGUAUUUUUUGCCCUUGAAUAAUACAACUAAAAAGUGUUACAACUGUUACGAUUAAAACGAAAUGUGAAUAAAGUGUCUUAUUACAUCUGAUCACUGUGCAUAUUUCUUAUGCGUUAUUUACAGCGGUGAGCCUUACAACCUGUCAUAGUCUCGGCGCAUGAACCAAUGGCCAAUCAGAAGUUUAGAUGAGUCACCGCUUGCUUAUAAAAACAGCAAGUCAGAUUCAUGUAUUAUAAUGGAAGUUUAAUGCAGUCAACUUCAUUCAUUAUAAAACGAAAUUAUAACUGCGGUCAUUUACUUUUUCAGUUAUGGGUUUUUAAGUUUUGUUUAUUCCCAGUUUGAAAAAAAAAGUUUUUUAUGCUACUAAAAGAAACAAUGUGAAUAUAUUAAUGCAAAAACAGCAAUAUCACCCAUGAACUAUUUGUCUUUAUUGUCAAUAAGAACGAACUGUAAGAAUGACAUGCUAAACAAUUUUUAACAUAUCCUAUUAUUUGACAAUAAUCAUGAUUAAAAUAUCAAUAGUAAUAUUAAGAUAAUUUUUUUAAUAUUUCAGUCCACUGUAAUGAGUGCCUGUUUCUUAUAUUUAUGACAUGUGAUAUGCACCUCAGUUUAAACUCAGUUUAAAGACAGCAUCAGCCUUAAACUUUGUUUUUGUCUUUUUUUAUCUUUUCAUAAUGUAUACACAUGCAUUUAAAAUUACAUAAAUCUUAUCACAUUAUGGAGUUGUGGUGUAAAUAAAGUUACUGCACAUUUGAGCAGCAUUAAAUACCGGUAGACUGUGUAAUAAACCAAAUGCAGCUUCUGCAGAUUAAAUAUCACUGAAUAUAACGAGUCUAUGUCUUUGGUCUUUUACUGCAAGGAAUAAGACUUCAGUCCAGGAGAAUGACUCCAGUUCAGGAAAAACAUACAGGACCAGAGUCAGUUACAAAUAAUGUUUUAUUCAAUGAUAUAUUGUAUAGAUCUAACAAUGUGUUUUUUAUUAUAAACAU
This is a messenger RNA of Triplophysa rosa, 11105 nucleotides long. RefSeq names its product potassium voltage-gated channel, shaker-related subfamily, member 2b (gene kcna2b). NCBI's taxonomy places the organism in Eukaryota, Metazoa, Chordata, Actinopteri, Cypriniformes, Nemacheilidae. Gene Ontology annotation, biological process: protein homooligomerization; potassium ion transmembrane transport. Gene Ontology annotation, cellular component: dendrite; voltage-gated potassium channel complex; axon terminus. The record is from RefSeq and is a predicted model, not a curated record. Gene Ontology annotation, molecular function: protein binding; delayed rectifier potassium channel activity. Bases 782 to 2269 code for a protein of 495 amino acids. The transcript is spliced from 3 exons.